AACUACGCGUACGGAGCCGACGUGGCGCAGGGGCCGCUGGGAAGAUGGCGGCCGUGGGCCUCGCCGCUUGGCGUUCCUGUGUCAGCUGCGGCCGGGCAGCCGCCGCGUUCGACCCUCACCAUGGCCUCGGCGCGAUACUAACACGGAAGCCCCAGCGGGCGCCCUGGCGGCUACCAGCUUGCAGACAAAAGACAUCAUUCUCUUUCCUUAAUCGACCAGACCUUCCAAAACUGGCUUAUAAGAGACUAAAAGGCAAAAGUCCGGGAAUUAUCUUCAUCCCUGGCUACAUCUCUAACAUGAAUGGUACAAAAGCAAUGGCGCUUGAGGAAUUCUGCAGAUCUCUAGGGCAUGCCUAUAUAAGGUUUGAUUACUCAGGAGUUGGAAAUUCAGAGGGUAACUUAGAAGAAUGCACGGUGGGGAAAUGGAGAAAAGAUAUUCUUUCUGUAAUUGAUGGUAUAGCUGUAGGACCACAGAUACUGGUCGGGUCUAGCCUUGGUGGGUGGCUCAUGCUCCAUGCUGCAAUUGCACGGCCAGAGAAGGUCAUGGCUCUUGUUGGUGUAGCUACAGCUGCAGAUGCGCUAGUGACACAGUUUAAUCAGCUUCCUGUUGAGGUACAAAAAGAAGCAGAGAUAAAAGGCACGUGGAACCUGCCAUCAAAAUACCACCCAGAUGGGUUUUACCGUGUUCAGUACAGUUUCAUCAAGGAGGCGGAGCACCACUGCUUGCUGCACAGCCCCAUUCCCGUGAGCUGCCCCAUGCGGUUGCUCCACGGCAUGAAGGACGACAUCGUCCCUUGGUACACGUCCAUGCAGGUGGCUGACCAAGUGCUCAGCACAGAUGUGGAUGUCAUCCUCCGGAAAGACAGUGGCCACCGGAUGAAGGAGAAGGCGGACUUACAGCUUCUUACUUACACUAUUGAUGACUUAAUUGACAAGCUUUCAAUUGUAGUUCCCUAGAAUCAUAUUUCUUUUUUUUUUUUUUUUUGCGGUACUGGGCAUCGAACUCACGACCUCACGCUUGCCAGGCAGGCGCUUAUGCCACUGAGCUAUAUCCCCAGCCUAGAAUCAUAUUUCUAAUUGGUAUGUAAACUGACAUGUCCAGAAGAUUGAAAGAAUAGUGAAUCAAAGAUCCUGAUACUUAAGGUUUUUCCCUCUUACCUCUGUUUGUAAAUAUCAAAUAAGUAUUUAUUUAAUGAUGUUUCAGCACGAAUAAUACCAAUUGUGGCAAAAGUACUGACUGCUGUUUAGACAGUUUUCUUCUUCCUACAAUCUUUGAUUUUUUUUUUUUUCAUUAAAAUCCUAUUUUUUUAUUCAAGAGAUGUUUACCUUUCUUACAAAUAUGUUAGCUGGGCCACCUCUUAUGUUCUUAUCUACUUAGAAUUAUUAGUAAAGCUUGAAUAUUUGGGGUUUUGUUUCCAUUAUAUAUGGAAGUUUGUAAAAUAACUUCAGAUUUUCAAAUGCUAUAAAAUACAAGAAAACGUUUGUUGAAGCAAGUUGAAAUAAUUGGCAAAAUAUCUGAAGCGUAAUAAAAUUUAAAAGUAAGAA
Molecule: messenger RNA, 1544 nt
Organism: Chinchilla lanigera (long-tailed chinchilla)
Lineage: Eukaryota; Metazoa; Chordata; Mammalia; Rodentia; Chinchillidae
Gene: Abhd10
Product: abhydrolase domain containing 10
Exons: 5
Coding region: 45-956 (303 amino acids)
Biological process (GO): protein depalmitoylation; proteolysis
Cellular component (GO): mitochondrion
Molecular function (GO): hydrolase activity, hydrolyzing O-glycosyl compounds; palmitoyl-(protein) hydrolase activity; serine-type peptidase activity
Source: RefSeq, a predicted model, not a curated record